AAUUAGUAGUAUUUGGCUACCUUGAUCAAAAUGAAACUUCUCCUAGCUUCUGUUCUAUUAGUCGCUUUUUUGUCUCUCAGCGAGGCGAAAAUUUUCGGUAAAUGUGAAUUUGCCAACACCAUAAGGGGCUUUGGUUUCCCUGAGGGUGAAAUUUCGACCUGGGUAUGUAUUGCCAACUACGAAUCUGCUUUCAACACUGAUGCCACUAAUACCGUGACUGGUGACCAUGGAAUUUUCCAAAUAAGCCAAAUUUACUGGUGCUCUACUGGUGACAGUCCCGGAGGUGGAUGCAACAAAAGAUGCGCUGAUUUCCACGACGAUGACAUUAGCGACGAUGCUGUCUGCGUUAGGGUGAUCUUUAAUGAAUUCGUGGGUAUGACUGGAAAUGGUUUCGAUGCUUGGACUACAUACGCAGCAUACUGUAACGGAGAUAACUCUGGAUGGCUGGAUGGCUGUUAAAGUUUAAAUAAAUUUUCUAUAGAAAAAACUCCCUAAAA
Zophobas morio is the source of this 497-nucleotide messenger RNA. Its product is annotated as lysozyme-like. The record is from RefSeq and is a predicted model, not a curated record. Gene Ontology annotation, molecular function: lysozyme activity. Lineage: Eukaryota; Metazoa; Arthropoda; Insecta; Coleoptera; Tenebrionidae. The coding region runs from base 31 to 459 and encodes 142 amino acids. The transcript has a single exon.